GCCUGACCAAUCAAAGGGCAUGGUGUUGCAGCACAUAAAGCCCUUUUCCAGAGAGAGAAUUAGUUUCAUACCCUGCGUUUGGGCUGUCAGGUAGCGUUUCAAAUGUGUCUCGUCGUGAGUCAUUCAGUCGUGUUUUAAUAAUAAUUGGGGGCGUUAUGAGUAAGACGUACUUCUGUCAGUGAAUGAAUCCUUUUUGUUUCAUGUCCACUAUUCAAAGGUGGCGGUAACACCUAGGAGUCAAAAUAAGAGAAAACUGGAAAAGUAGCCCACCAUUGAAAGUGUGGCGGAAUCCAUUGUGACUGGUUGUAAACAAGCACGUCUUCUGGGUCAUUUGAACACUCGGUGUACUGUUAUGUGAGCAUGUCUUAACACAUACAACACCGUGUUGGAAGCCUCAUACCUCAACGGUGCCGUGCCACUGUAUGGUGAGGUUUGCCCAUUGCUGGUAGUUUGUCAUUGCUUGCCGAGCAAUGCUAGCAAAGUUGACAGGAAGCCAUGCAGUGCCCACAAGCAAUAUGGCCGCCCAGGAAGUCCACAUUAGCUGAGGAGGAAUGCAGUAGGCGGGGCCGCCAGGCUUGUGUCAAACUUUGGGAAUGACAGGAGUGCUGCAGGAUUCGCAAAGAAGGGAAAGUGUCGCCCUUGAUCCUGCUCUUUGGAUUACUUGGACUUGUUUUUACGCACAGCCUGUGGAGCCGUCACUUGUUCUUCGACACGUUGCACGCUGGCAACAGAUACACCAGCAAUGUCGGAGGACCUGAGUUCCCAACCCUGGUCCAUCAACAAAGAUGAUUAUGAGCUACACGAGGUGAUCGGGAGCGGGGCCACCGCCGUGGUUCAAGCUGCCUACUGUGUACCCCGCAAGGAGAAGGUGGCUAUCAAACGCAUCAACCUGGAGAAGUGCCAGACCAGUAUGGACGAACUCUUGAAAGAGAUCCAGGCCAUGAGCCAGUGUCACCACCCCAACAUUGUGUCUUACUACACCUCCUUCGUCGUGAAGGAUGAGCUGUGGCUGGUGAUGAAGCUGCUAAGUGGUGGCUCGGUACUGGACGUGAUCAAGCAUAUCAUCUCGCGAGGUGAGCACAAGACCGGCGUCCUGGACCAGGCCAGCAUUGCCACCGUCUUAAAAGAUGUGCUGGAGGGGCUGGAGUACCUGCACAAGAACGGACAGAUACACAGAGAUCUCAAAGCUGGAAAUAUUCUUCUCGGGGAGGACGGAUCUGUGCAAAUUGCAGACUUUGGCGUUAGUGCCUUCCUCGCCACAGGGGGCGACAUCACCAGAAACAAAGUGCGCAAGACGUUUGUGGGAACGCCGUGCUGGAUGGCGCCAGAGGUCAUGGAGCAGGUCAAAGGAUACGAUUUCAAAGCCGACAUUUGGAGUUUCGGGAUCACGGCCAUCGAGCUCGCCACGGGGGCGGCGCCUUACCACAAAUACCCCCCAAUGAAGGUGUUGAUGCUGACGCUGCAGAAUGACCCCCCCGGCCUGGAGACCGGCGUCACCGACAAGGAGCUGGUGAAGAAGUACGGCAAGUCCUUCAGGAAGAUGAUCUCCAUGUGUCUACAGAAGGAUCCGGAGAAGAGGCCAACAUCCUCGGAGUUGUUGAAGCAUAAAUUCUUCCAGAAAGCAAAGAACCAUGAGUACCUCCACGAGAAGCUUCUCCAGAGAGCUCCUACAAUAUCAGAGAGGUCAAAAAGGGUGCGUCGCGUCCCGGGCUCCAGCGGGCGUCUGCACAAGACGGAGGACGGCGAGUGGGAGUGGAGCGACGACGAGCUGGAUGAAGAAAGCGAGGAAGGCAAAGCAGCCGUGGCCGCCCUCAGGGAGCAGCAGGUGAAGCCUGUUGGCGCCCCCCGGCGACAAGUGCGCUUCUCCUACCCACUCGAGCUGCCUGCGUCCAGGUCGCCGAGAGUGAAGGAGGCCUCACAGAAUUCAGAGCUUUUCCCAACGCCGGAGCCUUUAAAUGUCCCGCCUCCUCUUCCCGCUCCUGCAGCUGCAGGCCCAGCAGAUCUACCUCAGGCACCUCAGGCUGGAGGAGGCACGCUUCCACUGCAGCCUGCGCCCGUUGGCCCUCCGCGCACGGGACACGCCGCAUCGCAAACGACAAGCGCACCUGCCACCGCCACUGCUGUGCCCACACAGGUUCCCGUCUCGGUGAGCAACCAGACGUCUCCCAUCAGUUUGGUGUUACGGUUACGAAAUUCAAAGAAAGAACUCAACGACAUCCGCUUUGAGUUCAUGCCCGGCAGAGACACGGCAGACGGCGUCUCCCAGGAGCUGGUGUCAGCGGGCCUGGUGGACGGGAGGGAUUUAGUCAUCGUUGCUGCGAAUUUACAGAAAAUAGUGGACGACCCUCAAGUCAAUAAAAAUGUCACUUUCAAACUGGCUUCCGGAAUGGAGGGAUCGGAAAUACCAGACGACGUCAAGCUGCUGGGCUUUGCUCAGCUGACGAUAAGUGGCGUUUAAGUGGUGUUGACGACCUUGGACCGUCACUUGCCUAAAAGAUGUGAACAUUUAAGGAAAAAACCAAGAAAAAUCAAUCGACAGGAUAUACCUGUAUAGAUUAUUGCAAGUGUUUUCUAUGGCUGUAAAGGAAAACCACUACUGCCAAAGAAAAGCGUGAAGAAGAAAGGCCGCCUUGUUGAAUGAGGCGCUGAAGUGUUGGCGAAACGUCGGCACGCACGUUUACAGCGUAUCGGGAGGAUGUACAGUACAACCACCUUUUUCUUUCUCCAACAUCAAUCAUGCAUUUGCACAAU
Messenger RNA from Dunckerocampus dactyliophorus (ringed pipefish), 2751 nucleotides. It is a transcript of the gene oxsr1b, whose product is annotated as oxidative stress responsive kinase 1b. The coding region runs from base 743 to 2458 and encodes 571 amino acids. NCBI's taxonomy places the organism in Eukaryota, Metazoa, Chordata, Actinopteri, Syngnathiformes, Syngnathidae. Gene Ontology annotation, molecular function: protein serine/threonine kinase activity; ATP binding. Gene Ontology annotation, biological process: protein phosphorylation. The record is from RefSeq and is a predicted model, not a curated record. The transcript is spliced from 19 exons.